Molecule: messenger RNA, 1125 nt
Organism: Fusarium musae
Lineage: Eukaryota; Fungi; Ascomycota; Sordariomycetes; Hypocreales; Nectriaceae
Exons: 1
Coding region: 1-1125 (374 amino acids)
Biological process (GO): tyrosyl-tRNA aminoacylation
Molecular function (GO): ATP binding; tyrosine-tRNA ligase activity
Source: RefSeq, a predicted model, not a curated record
AUGUCACCAGAUGAAUCAAUCACCCUCAUCAAGGCCGACUUGGCUGAAGUCCUGAACCCCGAGAUAAUCGACAAUGUGAUUCUCAAAGAAGACCGACCUCUCAGGAUCUACUGGGGAAUCGCCCCAACAGGAAAACCACACUGCGGCUACUUCGUACCCAUGGUCAAGAUCGCUGAGCUCCUCCACGCAGGGUGCCAUGUCAAGAUCCUCCUCGCCGACAAACACGCACACAUGGAUAGUCACGCGCCCCUUGAAGUGAUCAAGCACCGAUGUGAAUACUACAGACUGCUCAUCAACAGCUCGCUCAAAGCUAUCGGCGUCGAUGUCUCCAAGCUUGAGUUUGUGGUUGGAAGCUCAUUCCAGGACAGCAAAGAAUACCAGGACGACCGAUUUCGCUUCUCGAAUAAUGUCAAGGUGUCACAACUGAUCAAGGCUGGCUCUGAAGUCGUCAAACAAGGCGAGAAUCCGACGCUGGGUAGCGUGGAAUAUCCCAUAUGGCAAAGUCUCGAUGAAGAGUACCUCGAUACUGACGCGGAGCUGGGCGGAGUCGAUCAACGAAAAUUAUUUAAUUUUGCUAUUGAUCAUAUGCCGAAGCUUGGCUACAAACUGCGAGCUCACUUAAUGAACGCCAUGGUCCCCGGGCUCGGAGAGGCACAGAAGAUGAGUUCAAGCGAGCCCAGCUCCAAGAUCAAUAUUCUCGAUACUCCAGAAGAAGUCACCAAAAAGCUAAGAAAAGCGGUGUGCACCCCCAAGGAAGUCGAAGGAAACGGUGUCCUUGAGUUUAUAGAACAGGUCAUCUUCCGCGUCGAGUCAUUGAAAACUGAUGGCAAGCCAAGGUUCACGGUUGAAACACGAGAUGGCCAGACAUUGGUCUACGAGAAUAUUUCCAAGCUGAAGGAGGAUUACAAGAGUGAUACCUUGACGCCGCAGGUGGCCAAGCCCGCUGUGAUCAAAGCGUUCAAUAAUCUUCUGGAUCCCAUUGGGAACGACUUUGAGUCAGAUGAUGAGUGGCAGCGCAUCGCCGAGCUGGCUUACCCGAUUCACGUGAAGCCCAAGAAAGCGAACAAGGUGAAAAGCAAUGGCAAGAUAUCUAGAGAGCUGAAUAUCCGAGUUGAGCACGUUUAA